Messenger RNA from Fusarium oxysporum Fo47, 837 nucleotides. RefSeq lists its product as uncharacterized. The coding region runs from base 1 to 837 and encodes 278 amino acids. Lineage: Eukaryota; Fungi; Ascomycota; Sordariomycetes; Hypocreales; Nectriaceae. The transcript is spliced from 4 exons. The record is from RefSeq and is a predicted model, not a curated record.
AUGGCUAUUCAGCAUCCAGCAGCUAGAGAUGAUCAGUUCCAGGCUCAUGCUAUCGGUCACAGACUUCGCCGCGACGUAACGCCCGAGGAAUGUUAUCAAUGCGAAUCCGCUUAUCAAUAUGUACGGCAAAUGCAACGAAACGAAAAGCUUUGCGCUGACGAUGCCUUUUACGACUUAUAUUCGAGCUGUCUAGGAUGCAUCGAAGAUAAUGUCAACUCGGGAAGCCCAAGAGAGUAUGUUGAACCAAACUUGGGCCGAUACGUCGACUAUUGUGCGCAAUUCACUGCCCUCACUAAAUGGGCCUCCAUGGGAACUACUUCGGCCACUUCGGCCACUGUUCGUAGCACGAAAACCACUUCAGCUCAGAAAACAGAUGGCACACUUAUGGAUGAAGCGAGCAUUACUAGUAGAAAUGUGGAGCAGCUGGAGACAUCGGUAGCUGGUACCAUUAACACUAAUCCCCUAACCACAACGGACGUUGCCCAACCUGAAGAUUCAGCCAGUUCGUCAAAUAUUCCCAGGAAGAAUAGCUCAAGUUCUAGUAAAGCAUGGAUCGCUGGUGCUGUUGUUCCCUCUGUGCUUUUCGUUACUACGGCUGUUUCAUUUGCGAUCUGGUGGCAGAGGCGGCGAAACAGAACACCAAAGACCCCCAAAAGUCCUUAUGUAGAUGACGUGGCGGGGACAUCACGUUUUGAUAAACCGGAGCUUGAUUCUCAGGUUAUUCCGCGACCAAGAAGUAAAGAAGAGGCUAUAACAAGCACCCGCACCACUGUACUUGACACUGUCGUCUUACCAGUACCCGCUGAAAUGCCUGAAAAUGGUUUGAACAGAGCAUAG